CGCAACGCGAGCGCAACGGGCACCGCGGGCGGCUCAGGAGGUGACGGUACGCAAGGCAACGAUCGAGUGGUGACGAACCACGCUGCACAGAUGCCGGUCCCAUCCUCGCGUCGCAAGAAUGUCAAGAAGGGCCUGUCCUUCACGAUCAUGGUUGUCGGUGCUUCUGGCACAGGUCGAACCACAUUUGUCAACACACUCUGCGAGACAGACGUGCUCCAACACCAGAUCAAUGGAGCACCAGAGACUGCUCACAUGGAGCCCGAAGUGCGCAUCAAGCCUGUUCAAGUCGAGCUAGAGGAGGAUGGCGUGCGCAUCUCGCUCACCGUCGUCGAUACGCCAGGCUUCGGCGACGCUGUCGACGGCAGCAGCGCCUUCUCGGAGAUUGUCGGCUACCUUGAGCGACAAUACGAUGACAUUCUCGCCGAAGAAUCGCGCAUCAAGCGCAACCCUCGCUUCAGAGAUAACCGCGUCCAUGCGCUCAUCUACUUCAUCCCGCCUACCGGUCAUGCACUCCGAGAAAUCGACAUUGAGCUCAUGCGACGUCUCUCGCCGCGCGUCAAUGUCAUUCCCGUCAUUGGCAAAGCCGACUCGCUCACAGUCACCGAACUGAGAGCUUUCAAACAGCGAAUCAUGGAGGACAUCGAGCAUUACGAUAUUCCAAUUUACAACUUUCCUUACGAUGUCGAAGAAGAUGACGAGGAGGUCAUCCAGGACAAUAGCGAGCUUCGAGCGAUGUUGCCCUUCGCUAUCGUUGGCGCAGAGGAUGAGUUCCAGGCACAUGGCCACACGAUCCGGGGCAGACGAUACCCAUGGGGCAUCGUCAAUGUAGACGACCCCUCGCAUUCAGACUUUGGGCGACUCCGCACCGUCUUGCUCUCUACGCACCUGACCGAGCUGAAGGAGACAGUGCACGAUCAUCACUACGAGGUCUACCGAACGGAGAAGCUCAGCGAGAGCGUCAACAAGGACGGCUCGCGUGCAGGCCUGGACGCCUCCAUCUUGCCCGAAGAUCUCGCCAAUCAGAGCGUGCGCCUGAAAGAAGAGCAGCUCAGAAAAGAAGAGGAAAAGCUUCGCGAAAUUGAGCUCAAGGUCCAGCGCGAGAUCUCAGAGAAGCGACAGGAGCUCGUCGCCAAGGAAGAGUCCCUCCGCAAUCUUGAAUCGCGACUUGCGCAGGCGCAACACGCAGAAGCAAUCUAACGAGCCGCGACGAUGUACGAUAUGC
This is a messenger RNA of Mixia osmundae IAM 14324, 1222 nucleotides long. RefSeq lists its product as uncharacterized. The transcript is spliced from 13 exons. Bases 91 to 1197 code for a protein of 368 amino acids. Gene Ontology annotation, cellular component: microtubule cytoskeleton; septin ring; cell division site. The record is from RefSeq and is a predicted model, not a curated record. NCBI's taxonomy places the organism in Eukaryota, Fungi, Basidiomycota, Mixiomycetes, Mixiales, Mixiaceae. Gene Ontology annotation, molecular function: molecular adaptor activity; GTP binding; GTPase activity. Gene Ontology annotation, biological process: cytoskeleton-dependent cytokinesis.